AUGGCUCAGCCUGUUUCUGCCCUUCUCCGGUUUGCCCAGCGCAACGCGGUGCACCGUCUCGCCGCGCACUUCCACAGCAUCCACUACCUCCCCAACAUGUACCCCUCCACUUACACCGCCGCCCUUGCCUCGAUGUACACAACCACAAUCACCAAAUCCAUGGCCUCCACCACCCGUUACAAGGAAGCACUUGCGCGCGCGCAGGGCUCCCUUGUCGAGCUCGGCUAUAACUGGGAGGAGGAGAGCCUCGAGGAGGGAGUCCGAAUGUCGCAGGAUAUCGUUAACAGGAUUGGUGAUAUGUGCGAUGCGGAGUACUGCAUCAAGAAGAAUAAGAUAAUCUUGAAGUUGUGGAAGAGGGAGUUUGCGGGCGCGGGGGAGGAGCUCAAGAUGGAAAUGGGCCGUCAGACUGCGGCGGCGGUGGCGGAAGGCGGAGAGGGCUUAACUCUAGAUCUGCUGGGGGUAAAGUCAGAUGAUGAGUGA
This is a messenger RNA of Morchella importuna, 480 nucleotides long. RefSeq lists its product as uncharacterized. The record is from RefSeq and is a predicted model, not a curated record. The transcript has 2 exons. Lineage: Eukaryota; Fungi; Ascomycota; Pezizomycetes; Pezizales; Morchellaceae. Bases 1 to 480 code for a protein of 159 amino acids.